AUGACAACAAACGACUCUGAAGCGAUGGAAUUGAAGGCCGACGACAACAACGAGGUUGCCUUGGAAGCUCUGCAAGUGGAAUAUUCCGCCAUGGCCUCUUGGUACGAUUCCUUUUGGGCCGAUUAUCUGAACAAGACGUUUGUGUGGCCUCUGCGACUGGUUUCGUCCUUUAUCUUGGACAGGACGAGAAAACAGCAAGAGAAUGAUGAGAGCAACAGCAAGAAACCGAUUACGGUGGUAGAUGUUGCCUGUGGAACGGGAGAGUUUGUCAAACGACUGCAAUCCCUACAAGAAGAAGAAGAAGACACGUCUGUACGGUUUGUGGGCGUGGAGCCGUGUCCGGAAAUGCUAGAACGAGCCAAACGAAAACAACGACCCGCUGCUCAAUGGAUCCAAGCGACAGCCGAAUCUCUGCCUCUUGACGAUGCAUCGGCGGAUAUCAUUUGUUCCACCAAUGCCUUUCAUUUUUUCCGCAACAAACCAUUGGCAUUGGCCCAAAUGUACCGCGUCUUGCGUCGGGACAGUGGGCGACUGGUCAUUACCGAUUGGUGCGCCGAUGCCUUGACGGUUCGGUGGUAUCAUCUCUUCGAAUGGGUUCGAUGGAACCUUUUUGGAAGGUUUCGACAUCAAUAUCCAGGACCUCUCAGGGCCACUGUUCUGCAACAGUUGGUGGAAGAGGCGGGAUUUCAAAAUGUCACGGUGGAAUCGUAUCAAGUCCGAUUCUGGACGUUUGUGCCGUGGGGGAUGCAGACAGUGACGGCAA
Messenger RNA from Seminavis robusta, 763 nucleotides. The record is from the annotation of a GenBank genome assembly. Lineage: Eukaryota; Bacillariophyta; Bacillariophyceae; Naviculales; Naviculaceae.